Messenger RNA from Chilo suppressalis (striped riceborer), 1336 nucleotides. Lineage: Eukaryota; Metazoa; Arthropoda; Insecta; Lepidoptera; Crambidae. The record is from the annotation of a GenBank genome assembly.
UGGGACUCUACCAUGGAGGUUAAAGUACGUAUGCUUACUUAACCUAUUACUGAGGCCUCCUCACGGUGAGCAUCCUCGUCACGCAGGGCUCGUGUGGCGGCUGCCCUGGCAAAAAAUUUAGACUGAAGUUUGUGGAGUUUUGUGGGAGGCAGCAGCUGACGCGACACAAAAUGACUAAAACCGUACUCAAAGCACGUCAAAACGCACUCAAACAUUUGCGAGGUACGUACGUCGAGGUUCCUUUGAGCACAGUCAAGAAACCGACAACUGAUGACUCGCGCCGCGGCGCAUUUGAGGCAAGAGGGAGAGCCAUGCGUGCCUCAGAAAAGAAAUGUCUUAUUUCUCAUCAAUGACAACUCUAGUUAAGGAUCCAAAGAAAAUCAAUGCUGUCGUAAUGGGUCGGAAUACAUGGGACUGCAUUCCAUUGAAAUAUAGGCCUCUGAUUGGAAGAGUGAACAUAGUGCUUACACAUCAUGUGGAUGACAUACAACAAAAAGUCCCCAAAGGAGUGGUGGUUGUAGGAAGUCUUCAGGAGGCUGUCAAAUACAUAGAGGACAGAGAAGAUAUAGAGUCAACGUGGGUUAUAGGUGGAUCAUCUGUUUAUAAGAAUGAUGUGGCAUUAGCUGCUAAAAGACGAUCAGAAAGGCAACGUAAACAAAGGAAUAGAGUUGGUAAUAAACAGAAAAAUGAAAUAAGAAGAUUACGUCAAAAGGUACAUGAUUAUCAACGGAAGCUAAGGCGUAUCCAAAAAAAGAAAAUGACCCCAAACUCGAAGGUUAAUGAACAUUUAAAUAGCAACAGUGAAAAGAAGAAGAGAAGAAGGAAAUUAUUAUUUUGUGAAGUUAUCCAAAAUCAACUGCAGGAAAAUAUAGAACGGACAAAGAAUGAUAAUGAGAACAAAGUAAAAAAUAGUGAUGCAAAAGUUGUUAAGAACGGAGAUUUUGUGCUUGUAAAAUAUGAGAUAAAUGGCAAAAAAUACAGAUAUGCUGGUGUAUGUUCAUCUGAUUUUAAUGAUGAUGAAGAUGAUAUUCGUGUUACUUUUCUAAAGAUCUGUAAUGAUAAAGGUACUCUUUUUAAAAUAGAUGAUAACGAUGUAUCUGAUGUCAAAUGGGAAGAAAUUUUGACAAUAUUACCUGUUCCAAAGAUAGCUGCACUGAGUCACCCCAACUGUGGAAAAAUAUACCUGACUGAGAUACAGAAAAACUUUGAAUGUGAUACGUUCUUUCCUAAAUUCGACAGAGAACAAUUUAAACUAGUCGAAGAGGAUGGUGUCCCAGCAGAUCUGCAGACAGAAGGAGACAUCACAUACUACUUCAGAGUUUACGAGAAGAUAUAG